Porites lobata is the source of this 578-nucleotide messenger RNA. NCBI's taxonomy places the organism in Eukaryota, Metazoa, Cnidaria, Anthozoa, Scleractinia, Poritidae. The record is from the annotation of a GenBank genome assembly.
AUGACUUCUAAUCCAUCCUCACCAACUGGUUAUCUACACACCCUCUGUCGUCAUGGUAAUAUUGCUACAAUUCAAUCCUACCUUAAUGGAAUAGAGGAUAACAGCAAGUUGGAAGAGCGUGUUGGUUUCCUUGGUUACACUCCACUUCAUGAGGCAACCAACCUACAGUCUCAGACAAAAAUAGUUGGGACACUUUAGCUAAACGCUGUUUUUUCCCUUCUCGUGCUCACCUCGUCCCUCAAAGUUGUUUAUCGCGGUUCGGUCACCAAAUCUUGUACACCAACAUUGACGGGACAAGGAGACCCCAAAGUGUCCCAACCAUUUUGACUGAGACUGUAGGUCAAACCAAAGUUGUCAGGUUGUUACUCCUAUAUGGUGCAAAUGCGAAUGCCAAGGCCAAUGGUUUCUACACACCUCUUCAUAUUGCAGCAUCAAUGGACAAUGUAGAUUGUGUGGUUGAGCUUUUGAACCAUAAUGCUGAUAUAACUAGUAAAGAUGAGUUUGGAAAGACAGCUUACGAAACAGCCAUUAUGCACAAAUGCAAAAAGUCGGCAAGAAUUCUUAAAAGUGAAGGUUAG